This is a messenger RNA of Phlebotomus papatasi, 1826 nucleotides long. RefSeq lists its product as uncharacterized. The record is from RefSeq and is a predicted model, not a curated record. Gene Ontology annotation, molecular function: protein-macromolecule adaptor activity. Gene Ontology annotation, cellular component: endoplasmic reticulum; membrane. Bases 478 to 990 code for a protein of 170 amino acids. NCBI's taxonomy places the organism in Eukaryota, Metazoa, Arthropoda, Insecta, Diptera, Psychodidae. The transcript has 6 exons.
GAAAAUUCUGCAGAAAUCACAUGACUUGCGCUGUUGGGAAAGUUUGUUUUGUCUGAAGAAAAACAAAAAUGAUCUUAGGAGAAAAAGCAAUUUUCUUCUAAAAAUCUGUGAUAAGUGAGUGAUAAGAAAUGUGGUAAUCAUCCCAGCAUAUCCAUAACAAUCAACCGGAGAAUUCUGCAGGCGACAUUAAUUUUAUUUAUGGAUCAAGCGUGUUGAUAAAAAAAGGAGGAAAAUGACACAAAUAUUCUGCCCAGGCUAUUCUUGUGGCAAUUUUCACUGCAUUCCCCUUUUGCUUGAUUUGCAGGUCAGAGAAAAUUGUGCAUAAUUGGGUGGGAAGUGUGCGAAAAUGCCAUAAAUUCCUGCGGUGUAGUUUUGAAAAGUUUUGGUGCAAAGAGGAAAAAUCAGAGGGAAAUUAAAUUAAUUAUUCGUCAGGUUGACCCCCUUUUCAUUGGCAUAUUUACGGGAAAGCCAAUAACUAUGCCCAGUCAAACUGCCAUGGAGAGAAAAGUCCUCUAUGCUUUUCGAGGCUGGAUAGCAUUUAUAGCCUUUAUGGACUUUGGCACAGCGAUACGAUGCUACAUCGAGAGACGGAGCUUCCUUGGGGACCACAUGGAGGCACAAUUCCUUGAAGGUGAUUUCACCGUGUCCCGCAUCCUGGGAAUGUAUUGCAUUCUUAAGGCAAUAGCUUUAGUUCACUGCACCCUCUACAUUCACUACAAACCGAUCGUGAGCAUGGGGGGCUGUGGAUUGGCUUUGACCAUGGUGCUGUACUUUACGGAGGCCUUGUAUUAUCGCUCUAGCACUUUCAGUUUCUACGUUACAUUUCCCUGCAUUUUAAAUUUCAUCACCCUUGCAGGGUUAAUUUACAUCCCCCGACGCCUAAGACUGUGGGAUCCCCAUGCGGAUAUUGACGAUGAAAAUUCGCAACUGUUGAAGCAAAUGGGCGGCUUCAAGAAAAGACGAGGCCCCAAGAAGAACUGCAUCAGUUAAGAAAAGCGGUUGUUUUGUUAAUUUUUUUUCUUAACUUUUUCGGAAGGAUCAAGGGCAGGAUUACACUGAGUCAGUGAUAGUGAAAGGAACAGGAAAUUUCUUGGGCGAUUAUUGCCAUUUUUUAAUCACAACUCAAGCAGCAUUUUGUCCAUUGUAGUUAAAGAUUUUUAGGAAAAAUAACUUUUCAACUUACAAUUCAUUCAGGUUUCUUAAUAUGCUGCAAUUGCUAGAUAAAGCAAAGACAGAAUCUCAGCUUUGUGCAAUAAGCAAAACAAUCGAAAUAAUCUCAAAUAUUUGGCAAUAAUCUCUCUGUCCAUUAUCAUCUCGAAUUAAUAAUCAAGCUCUCUAGGAGUUAGUAUUUUACCAAAAAAAAAAAAGAAUGUAGACUCAAUUUUGUAUCCUUUAGAAGGAUUUUAGCUCCAGAAAAUUGCAUGAAUUUUUAUCUUAUCAUGAGAAUUUGUGAUUAAAAAGAAACAUUUAUUGAAUUAGAUAUAAUAGAUUCAAAUUAAAAGCUGAUUAGUAAUUUAGUCACAUAAAGUGCGAAUAAUCUUUCGCAGAAAAAAAUUGAUAGAGAAAAUUAGACUUUAAAAAUAUUUAUCGAGAUAUUUAUUAACAAAUUUUUGAAAAAAAAGAAACUUCCUACUUUUUCUGCAAAAAUGCAUUUUCUGCACAUUUUUACCAUAAAAUAACUUUUUUCUUCCUUAUAAAUUCUUCACAUUGCAUUAGAAAUAAAAUAUGACAAACCUCCACUGAACGAAUUAUUAUAAAAUACAUUACUAGAUUAUGUAAAGAUCAGAAAACUCAUAUAAAUCAAUAAAAGGGCUUUAUUGAAAAAA